AUGGAGCUCGCGCAGGUCGUACAUGCGCUGCAGCAGGCGGCGACUGUGCCGCUGGCGGUGGAGGUGCUGCUCCAGUACAACAACCCUCUCUCUGAAAAGGAGGCAACACAGCUACGUGAGUUUUGGCACCUGCAGCGAGAACAGCUUGAGGGAGGCCUGAAGGUCGAUGAGCCUUCCGAAGAGAUCGUAGCACUGUCACACUGCCCUGGCAAAGGCUUCCACCCGCUCCAGGUAGUGCAAUGUGUAUUGGGCGCGUCGCGGCUUCCCUGCGUACAGCCGAAUCAGCAACGCCGCCUGCGCAAAGAGGUACUGCCGCAGGUCGCUGCGACGACGCCGCUGUCGUUUGAGGAGUGGUGUACCGCCGUACAGGUGGCGUCCCACACAUGCCUCCAGUACUUCGGCAGCUCGCGCGCGACGCUGCUGUGCGUGGAGGAGGUAUUGCGUCUGGCGGCCCCGGUGCUGCUGCACGCACCCCCGCCACUGCUCGCAGCCUCAGCGCAGCAAAGACCUCGCAAGGACACAGCCGCUCCACGACUGAAGGAGUACACGGACGACGAGGGUCUGCUGCUCUUCCUGAAGGCUCUCGCAGCUCUCGUGCAGCGCUACGCCGCCCUCCACGCGAAGAGAAAAAAGCACACGCUGAAGCAGCACCCCACCAAAGAUGAAGUCUUCUUCACAUACGCCCCCAUUCGCCAUCUGCGGCAGCUUAUGCAGAAGAACGCGAGUCGUAACAUGAACGCAGUGAGCAAAGCAGUCAAGUCCCUUGCACCUGCAGAGGUGAUCGCCCUCACGCCCGUCUUCCAAGGUGAGGCAAUGCAGCUCUCGCUCACUAAGGAUCAGCUCAGCUCCGCGGUCAAGACACAGCCCCUCGUCGCUUAUCAAGUCCUCGGUGCGCGGCAUCCCGUGGCUGGCACGCUGGUGCUAGAAAACCCUGAUACAACAUUGCAGUUCGUGCUGUACAUGAUGGGUCUGACGAGCACCUCACGCGACGCCUUCUUGGACUACGUUGCACUGCUCGCCGCCGCACCAACGGCGGACGUCGCCGCGUACAUGAGAGCGAAGGGGAAGGACGCUCUCACCCAGUGGAUAAUCCCCUUCACGGUGAACGCUGACGCACUGAUGCCCGUUGUGGAGUGCAUCAGCCCCAUCUACGCCCAGCUGAUCCAGCAGCUCUACGCCGUGACACCAGAGAUACUGGCUGUGCUGCAGCAGACGAUUGUGUAUGCCGUUGGCACCCGCUGUCGCACUCCACGUGAGAAAGAGGUGGCAAUGCGACUACUGUGCGACAUGCUGGAGGCGCUGCCUAGCGAAGUGCGCGCGCAGCUGGAGCCAACGGCUGACAUUUUGUCGACGCUGAGCAGGGAGGUGGCUAUGCCGGCGGUGGAGUCGGCCACUCAGGCCUUCCGACUCACCUCGGUGCUGCAGCUGGAGGCGUCGGUGGAGGACGGGCUGAUGAACGCGCUGAAGAACAGCCGCAAGGAGGUGACAAUUCGCCGCGCCAUGCUUGUCCACCUCGACGCGCAGCGUACACCGGCCGCGGUGGUGGAUGGUCUGCUCACGGAGCUGAUGAGGGACUGCGAAGAGGUGGUGGUGCUGCGUCCCGACGCGUACCUCGCCCUCCCCUUCGCCCUGGUGCGUGGCGAUGUGGCCACGGUUGUGAAGGUGCGCCCGCUGCUGAGCACUGCCGAGGUGCUGCGCCAGCUGGACGGUAACGUGUACGAGCAGGCUCGCGUCGCGCAGGUGGCAGUGGAACUGGCGAACAGCGGCUACGGUGUCCCGUUAGUGCAGCUGCUGACGAGCCACCAUGGACUGGUGCGCCGCCCGCUGCUGGCGUACGUCCAAUCCAUCGCCUCCGAUGCGUCACGCGUGAUGUCGCUGUGGGGCUGUCUAACGCAGCAUGUCUUUGGGCUCGAGUCGGCGACCUCUCCCCCCACGAUUGUUGGCACGACGGCCGCGCCGGCGCUCGUCGCGAUAGGCACAGCGCUGCUGCGGCACACAUCUCGACUCUCCCUUUCCUCGGCUCUCAGCGAGCUUCUCCUGUGUGCUGGUCACGAUAACGUGCAAGGCGCCGACCCGCACUUCUACAAGGCCUCCAGCUGCCUGCUGCGCCGGUACCGCCGCGCCAGCCUUGCCGUGCUCGAGCGCCCGCUGCGCCAAACGCUCGCCUGCGGUGAGGGCCAGGAGCGUUUGCUCUCCCAGCAGGUAAAGGGCAUUGUGUGGCAUCUCAUCGAGGCAAUAAAUAAGGAUGCGGAGCACCUGUCCAUUGCCGCAUGCCGUGCGGUGGUGCUGCUGCUCACGCAGACAAACGCCGCAGCCUCGCGCGACGCCCUCGACGCCAUCGCAGAGGCGGUGCAGGCGUCGAAGGCGUGGUUCAUGGCUCUCUCCGCCGAGGAUGUGGCGAUCGCCGCCGAGGACAUCAAUUUUAUGGACGCCUACGAGAAUAGCACGCUACGCGAGCAGCAGCUACUGAAGGUCUACCCAGACCGCCCGCCCAAGGGGAUAUCCGGGGACGACUUCAUCGACAUGAAGAAGAGGGACGCGGUAGCGCUGGCAAAGGGGCGUGAGGCGCUGCGUGCCGCCGUAGAGAAGCGCAGCCGUGCCAUCAUGCCCGCAGUCCACCAGCACAAGUCCAUCUACUUUGCCCUUCGCCUGCUCGGCACGCACGGUCGUUUCGACUUGGCGGCACUUCCUAUCCUGUACGCCCCGCUACAGGCGACCGUGACAGAACUGCAGCUGCAGGGCAAGGCAGAGCACGUGCUGACGGUGCUAGCGACAGACGCACUGACAGGCUUGCUCGCCCACACACCCUUCGGGUGUAUGGCGGAGAACAUGGUGCGCACCAUUGCCCGCCUCACACCGCUCAAAACGCUCGCAGUGGAGGAUGUCAGCCAGGUGUCGGCGAUGGUGCAUGCGCUGCGCCAGUCCCUCACUCAGAUGCUGCCGGCACCGCUGUUCGUCGUUCUGACGGCCUUCGCGCGCGUCGCAUUCAAGGCUGGCCGCGGCGCCAACGCCGUCUCGACGACGAUCCCAGUGGCCACACAGCACCAGAUGCUUGGGAUGCUCAUGCAAAACCUCGGCCAGGUGAACCUGCCUGACCCAACAGCGGCGAUGGAGUUACUAAUGAGUAUCCUGCAGAACUUCCCGUCCCUGUACAAGAGUGUGCAACAGGGCUUUUACACGCUCAUGCCGAUGGUUCCUGGCGAGCGACUUGCGGCAGUGGAGGCGGGGCUGUUCAAUUCAGUCGACUCCGUCCGAAAUGUGACAGCGGCAGCCUUCAGUCGCUUUGCCCACUUCGAGACGUGUCGGCGCGCGCUCGUGCUGGCCGCGACCCUCGCAAACGAUCCGGUUCGCACCGUCGCAAGCCAGCUGCGGAAGAUAACGGAAAAUGCCGUGGAGAAGUACGACUUCGUACUGCAGCCUUCCGACUGGGAUGACCUCGUGUACUUCCUGCGCACGUACGGCCACCACAGUGAGGCAAGCGCGCUUCGGGCGACGGAAACAAUGCACCACCUCUUCGCGCGUCUCCCGACAACCGACGAGGGGACACAGCUGAAGUGGGUGGAGGAGCUGAAGGAUCUUGGCGGGUCGCCGUCCGUGAUUUCGCUAGAGGGCCUCUCCUCUACCUACCUGGGUCGUGUGCCUGCCGUGGUGAUGGACUACCUCUGCCAGGUACUCGAGAGCCCGCAGACGGGCGAGGCGUUACUCCGGCAGACCCUUAAGGCCGGCCGCACCGUGCUCGAGGCGGCUGACCUGGCGCUGCUGAAGAGCAUCUCACCGCAGCUGCAGGUGCGUCUGGCAAAGCCGCCAAAGGAUGUGACGCAGGCGCACAAGGAACAGUACCUGGCCACCGCCACGGUGUGGCUCGCCGUCAUGAGCUGCCGCCUGCAGGAGACAGCGCUGCUAGAAGCCAUCAUUGAUCAGCAGAGCCGCACCCUGAACAACUCGCAAUCCGCCAUGGUGCACCGCUGUGUGUGCGAAUCGAUGGCGGACAUUAGCCGCCACGAGCGCAUUCGUAACUCGCCGAAGCUCGACGAGUUUGUGGGAAAGUGCCUCAAGCAGGCGAUUCACUCCGGCUCCUACAUCAAGAAGAAGGCGCAUGCGUGGGGCCUCGUUGGUGUCAUCAAAGGCUCAGGUCUGACGUCGCUGCGCCGCUACAACGUCAUGGACAUUCUGCGCAAGUCAGCCCGAGAAAAGCCUGUGGAGCGCUUGGGCGUGAUGGUGCUGUUGGAGGUGCUGUGCAGCGAGAUGUCCCCCCUCUUCGAGCCGUACGCGCUGUCGAUGGCGACAGAGCUGCUGGAAGCCGUCGCGGACGCCGACCCGAACAUCUCCGAGUGCGCCGAUGACGCAGCCAAGGAGUUGAUGGCGAAGCUGUCCGGCGUAGGCCUCCGCCAGCUGAUCCCACGACUGGUGGAAGGGCUCGCCUCGGACUCCGCAAAGAAACGCGUGCCGCCGCUGAACUUCAUUGGCUACGUCGCGUUCUGCUCCCCCAAGCAGCUCGCCGCCGCGCUUCCGGAGAUCAUGAAGCACAUUCGAGGUUGCCUGUUUGACGUGAACAACGCCGUCGCCGUGGCGGCCUCGAACGCGCUGCGGCGCGUCGCGGGUGUCGUCUCGAACCCGGAGAUUCAGGCGCACGUGGAGCUCAUCCUGAACGCGAUGCGCUCACCCAGCACGGAAACUGAGUCGGCGCUUGACGCGCUGCUCUACACGCGUUUCGUCAACGUUGUCGACCCCGCCUCGCUGGCCCUCAUCAUUCCGGUGCUCUCGCGCGGUCUUGGCGGGCAGGUGGCGCGCACGCGCCCCAAGGCGGCGCAGAUUGUGGCGGCCAUGGUCAACCUCGUGAGCGACCCGCGCGCGCUGCUGCCCUACACGGAGGAACUCGUGCGGCUUCUAGAGGAAGCCUCGCAGGAACCGUCAACGGAGGCGCGCACGACAGCGGCCAAGGCGGCUGCCGCGCUCGCCGCCGCCAUCGGCGGCAACCUCAUUGACGACAUCUGCGAGUGGGCCUUUGGCGUACUGCAGCGCGUUCAGUCUGGCACCAUUGAAAAGGCCGGUGCGGCGCAGGUGUUUGUGGAGGUGGUGACCGCGUGUGGGGCGGAGCUGCUGAAGCUGUACUUCCCGAAGAUCCAGACCGGCAUGACGGACGAGCGGCCGCCCGUGCGAGAGGGCUUCCUCUACAUUAUGGUAUACGCCCCCUCCACGCUUCGGGCGGAGACCUUCCAAGACUUCUUGCCUGUUUCACUGCCGUGGGUGCUCGAGGGCCUCUCGCACUUUUCGGACCGCGUGCGCGACGUUGCGCUGGCAGCGGGCGACAGCAUCGUCUCCCUCUACGGCACGCGCAACUUGGCGCUCGUUCUGGGCCCGCUGCUGGAUGGUGUGAGCAGCGAGGUGACAACACUGCGGCAGAGCUCGCUGCAGCUCUCCGCAAAGCUCAUGCUGCAUCUCGUGGCGUACGUUAGAAAGAAGAUGCGCAUACAGACGGCCAUGGCCGACGCAGAUGAAGAGACGCGCGCCGAGCUGGCGAGCACGAUCGACGCCACGACAGGUGGCAACGCGAGUGGCGUCGCUGCAGCGGCCGGCGAAGGCGGCGAGGACGGUGUCAUUCUCACUAUGGAAGCGGCGCGCGACGUGGAGAAACGCGGUGUGUCGAUCCUGGCCUCCCUCGAGGAGAUGCUCGGCACAGACAACCUCGCGCGCAUGCUCUCGGCCCUCUUCUGUGGCCGCCACGAGCACAGCGUGAACGUGCGCACCGAUGCGAACAUGGCGUGGCAGGCGUGCGUGGCCAGCAUCCGUGCCGCCGUCAACAAGAUCUUCAACAGUCUGGUACUGCUGCUUGUGCGCUUCGCGUCGUCUGAGAACCUGGACUGCGUGGAAGUGGCGGAGAAAACAAUCGAGUUCACGACACGCAUAAACGAGACUAUUGAGCGCUUUGUGGACACGCUCUGCAGCAUGUACAAGACGGACAACCACCGUGUGAAGCUUGGCUCACUCGUGUGCCUGGGCACCGUCAUCCAGUUUUCCGACCCGCGGAAGCUAGUCAGCAUGAGUGGUCAUAUCGUGGGGUGCGUGCUGCCGGGCAUGCAGGAACACGGCGCUGUGCAGGAGGCAGCACGAGAGGUGUUUGCGCGUGUGUCGAAGGUGCUGGGACCGCGCCUCAUCGAGAGCGCUGUGGAGGCGCAGCUCACGACGAGCGUUCGGGGCGUGGUGGAAGUGGUGAAGGUGAAGCCGGGGUUGGCACUGGCGCUGGUCUUCAAGCACCUGAACUCCCUCGAUAAGCACACAAACCAGAAUGUCGAGCUGCUCGACGCGAUCCUCGACGUCGAGGAGGCUGAAGAAGAUAUCCGCCGCUACCACGACGACAUGGUGCGCCUGCUGCUCCAGUUUUGCGUGGAGGCACUGGACGAUGCACAGGAGCUCAUGACCAAGUAUGUGAAGCUCGCCCCACGUGAGUUCGAGGCGAUACCGGUCGAAGCCUUUACGAAGGCAAUGAACGUCCCGGCGAGACGCCAUGGCGCGCUGAUGGCAGCCACGGCGUACGGCCUUGGCGCAGACCUCGACAAUGUCGACGGCAUCACCUCCGUCUUCCGUGCCCUCGUCGACGCCCUCGGCGACGAAAUCGUGGACACGCGCCGCCUUGCCGUUCGGGCGAUACCAGAGCUGCUCAACUCCCUCGAGGAACGUGUGCUGGACACACUCGAGGACGAGGAGCGUGUGGACAUCAUGACAAGCAAGCGCGCGGCAGCCCGUUACCUGCUGCAGUUCCUCAACCCGUUUCAGAUCACGCUGGCGGUCACGGCGCGUGCGUUCAUCAGCAGCAGCACCCCAGAGUUCACUGUGCUAAGCGAGGGCGAGCCACGUCUCUUCGACGUCCUCAUGAGCUUCUACAACCGUGGCCUCGAUUACGGCACCCCGCAGCAGAAGGUCGAGGCAGUGGAGUGCAUCCAGGACCUCAUGUCCUUCGCCCCGCGCGCGAUCAGCGCAGCAGCAGCCAACACAGUCGCUGGUCGCUGCUCCAAGGUGCUGUUCACGCGCAACGAAGGAUUUGUGGUGCUUGCGCUGGUGCGCCUGUGCCUGCAACUCAUGAACUAUCCGAUCAGUGGCAAGGAGAAGAUGGUGGAGGGCACGAUGGCGCUCGCCAUGUUCAACGCCGCCCUGUGCGACUCGGGAGAGGCGCGUGUGCUGGCGCUGCACGUUACGAUUCAGCUCCUGAUGCGCUCGGAGAAGUACGCCGACCUCAUCCUCGGUACAGUGGUGACAAAGAAGACAGCGGUUGACUCAACGCUGCUGCGCACUGUGAUGUGCCGCUUCAUCAGCGUGGUGCUGCGCUACUCCAAGUUCACGAAGAAGUUUCCGCAUAUUCUGAAACUGUUGGACGUGGUACGUCCCAUGUGGGAGGCACCGGAGUCUCCUGCGCUCGCGGCGGCCGCCGGUGUGGCCGUGGGUACCCUAUGCAUGUCCGAGAGCAUACCUGAGGAGGUUGUCGGCGACAUCAAGGAGCGUGCGCUGUCCUGCACAAUUACCAAGGGGACGCAGGUGCUGGCUGGCUACGCCCUCGUCUACUCCCUCGUCAAGUGCGCGCCACAGCGCACGGAUCAGGCCUUUCUCUCCGCGUCUGCCGAGCACCUGCGCUCGGCCGCAGGCUUCGGCACCGCUGACAAGCUCACGUCCUUGUGGAUGCUCCGUGCGGCGGCGGCAGUGGCGAGCACCGGCUGUGUACCGGCGGCCACCUUCAAGGUUGAGGCCUUUGUGCCUGUGCUGCGUCGUGUGAACCAGGCGGACGAACAGCUGAUGAGCAGUGCACAGUACUUCCGCGAGUGCGUGACGACAGCGUACCCGGCGGUGGCGAGCGCGUUGGAGGGAACACCGGGCGAGUGCAGCACGCAGUGGAACUCGAUUGGCGCCUUUGAUGCCGAUCUCGAUGACGAGGUAGAGGCCGAUGUGACGCUGUAG
Molecule: messenger RNA, 7947 nt
Organism: Leishmania braziliensis MHOM/BR/75/M2904
Lineage: Eukaryota; Euglenozoa; Kinetoplastea; Trypanosomatida; Trypanosomatidae
Exons: 1
Coding region: 1-7947 (2648 amino acids)
Biological process (GO): cellular response to amino acid starvation; regulation of translation
Cellular component (GO): cytosol
Molecular function (GO): protein kinase regulator activity
Source: RefSeq, a predicted model, not a curated record